This is a messenger RNA of Plasmodium coatneyi, 14916 nucleotides long. Its product is annotated as SICA antigen. Bases 1 to 14916 code for a protein of 4971 amino acids. Lineage: Eukaryota; Apicomplexa; Aconoidasida; Haemosporida; Plasmodiidae. The transcript has 29 exons. The record is from RefSeq and is a predicted model, not a curated record.
AUGGACAAAGUUAUAAGGAAAUUUAUAGAUAAAUGGUUCAGGGAUAGACAAAGAUAUAAACCGGACAUAGUAGACGCGGAAAUAUGGAAAAGAAUGGAAAGAAUUCUAAAAUCAAUAAAGAACUACAUGUGGGUUGAAUUGAAGGAUAUACAAGACAUGUGUGAAGAAAGUAUGUAUGAGAGUACCAUAGGGUUCCAUAAAAAUUGGAGCAAACCUUUAUGUAAGGCCUUGAUUAAAUUAAUGCUCUAUAUGAAUGGAUUUAACCAAACCUUGAAACCAAUGGAAAUUAAAGGAAUGACGGAUGAGCAGAAGGAGGAAGAGUUAAUGUUAAGGUGUAUAGUCGGGAAUGUAGCUAUAAUGUCCAUGUUUGAGGGUCACUGUCAAUUAGAAGAUAUGUUAGUGCAUGCUUCAGCAGCUACCGAAUCAUGGUUAAGUGCUUGGGAUAGGAAGAAUAGAAUAGAACAAUGUGGAAGUGUAAACUUUAAACAUCAAAGAAUAGGAACAAAAUUAGUAGGGGAAAAAGUGAAAGAAUGGAUAGAAAAAAACAAAAACGCAUUGGGCGACUAUCAAAGUGUGAAGGGCGAAGAGAGGAACAUAUGCAAUGUCGGUAGCAGUAGAAUGAAGCCAAAGAGUGAGAAGGAUGAACAGGAGAGUAAGGUGAAAAAUGUAACAGGUUACAAUAAAAAGGAGAGGCAGGAAGUGGAGGAAAUAGUUAAAGAAGGGAAGUUCAUAUCCGAAGGUAAUAAAGAAGAAGUGCUGGGGGAAGUGAAAAAGGAAUUUCCAGAAUUAGAGGGAACAAUACAGGAGAAGUUAAAAGAACCAUUACCACCACCAGAGACACCCUGUAACGAAGGUGACCAGUGUGAACGUGUAAAAUGUGUAACAGAGAAAUGGUUCACAAACAGGGAUCAUAAGGAACAAGACAAGACUUGGAGCACAAUUAAGGAUGACGUCGAAACUCAAUGGAAGGACAUCCUUGAUGAAGUAACGAAGAAAAGUACAACUUUCGACAGUCGGUGCAACAAAACCAAUUGGAAUGAUCCUAAAGUAACGGAGUCCGACAGAUGGGCAUGUACUUUUAUAGUUAAGGGGUUAGAAUAUAUUUAUAAAAUUAAAAAAGAGGAGGUAGGAGAUAAUUUGGAACAAAGUCAGAAGGCAAAAAAAGAGAAGGAACAUUCAGAUGACCAACUGUUUAAGCAGACAAUGGCAUGUGUUGCAUUAAAUAUGUUCACACGAAAGUUAAAGGAACAGGCAAAACAGUUCCCGUGCCCCAUAGAGGCAGGCAUAAACCGUGCUUUUAGUGAAGGGCAAAAAAUUAAAAAUGAUGCAUGUGCGAAUAAUAAUUGUGAGCUUUGUGAGAUGAAGGACUAUUCUAAGUGCGAAAUAGCCAAAACAAAGAUAAAAGAAAAAAUAGAGACAAUAUUCGACGAGAAGAAUAAAGAAAUACAAAGAACUCUCACUACCAUAAGAAAUGCAAGUACCUUAUGUGAACGUGCAAAUUGUGUAGCACAUAAUUGGUUUAAAGACAGAGAAGUAGGUGGCAAACAAGACUGGUGUACAUUUUGGAAUAAGGACGUCAAUAGUAGACUGAAUGAAUUGUCUAAAGCUAUGACUGAUAAGACUAAAGAUGAUAGUGAACUGUGCAAAGAGACUGCUAGUGGAAAGAAUAACACAAUGACAGAAACAGAAAAGAAAGCAUGUAAUUACAUUGUUAAAGCAUUAAAAUAUAUAUACGGUCUUCAAAGUUCGGGCAAGGAUGUGAAAGCGAAAAAUAAUAGAUUAACAAGUCAAACCAAAUACUGUCUAUUCCUGAAUACAUAUGCAGAUCUUCUCAUAAAGGAAACAGAGGGGAGAACAUGUCCUAUUACAGAAGACAAAAUAAAAGAAAUGUUUAAAAAGGGAAAUGAAAAGAUGGAUGAAUGGUGUGUGGAUAAUGAGACUAAUAUGAAUAAUAAUUGUGCUACUUGCACAAGGGAACCUGACCUAAAUUGCACACUGAGCGUGGCGGAUAAUCUGUUUGAUAAAGGAAAAAGUUCAAGUUGCCUGACAUACAAUGAGAAUAUAAAAGUGAAGUUGGAUGAACUGCUCAAGGGGAAUGACCAAAUAACAACAACUCUAUCUGAUAUAAAUAAUCUAAAUAACUCCUUAUGCAAUCGCGUAAAUUGCGUGACAAAUAAUUGGUUUAAAGACCGGAAAACUUCAGACACGAGCAAACAAACCUGGUGUGUAUUUUGGGACACGGACGUCAAGGGUAGAUUGGAAAAAUUGUCUACUGCUAUGACCACUGACAACAAGGAUACUGAUAAUCUAUGCGAAGGCACGAAUGGUGGAAGUAAAAUAAAGACAGAAGCCGAAAGAGCGGCGUGCAAGUUCAUUGUGAGGGGAUUAAGGUAUAUUUACAAUGUUCAAAAAGGGGAUGGAAGUAGUGAAAAGGAGAAGAAGAAAGCUGAACAUAACCAACAGUUCGAUCGAACUAUGUACUGCCUCCUACUUAAUGCAUACGCAAAUAAAAUGGAAAAACUAACGGAGGGGCGCACACCUAAAUGUGAUGUAGAAGAAGGCAUAAAUCAUGCCUUUAGUAAAAGUAUUGAUAUUAAAAAUAAAACGUCUCCAUGCCAGAAUGAAAGUGAUAAGUGCCCAGUGUGUGAAAGGUAUAAGGAAUAUGCAAAGUGUAAAAUGAACACGAAUAAGGACCUUUGGAAAAAAGGGAGUUGCGACGAAGACAAAGAUAAUAUAGGGAAGGUGGAUAAAUUGCUCGAUGGAAAGAACAAUGAAAUUCAAACAACUCUAAAUACCAUAUGUCCAAAACCAUCACCCCCACCAAGGGUAGCAAGUGGAUCAGACUGUGACGAAGAGUUGGAUAAAGUAUUAGAGGAAGGUGAAACGAGUGAGUGGUUCACAAAAUUAAACAACACACCGAUUAAGGAGAACGGAGGGUAUUAUGAUUGGGACUGGUGGGAAGCCUUAUCAGCAAUAUGUACAGAUACGAAGGAUGAAUUAGGUAUAGAGUUAGAUGCGGGAGGCCAGGAAUUCUGUAAAUUAUUAAUAAAAAACUUACUAAUGACAACUGAAGGGAAGGAAUUCAAGUGUGAGGAAGAAAUGGAAAGAUCAGCGAAGAAGAAUGAUUGCAUUACAAGAUGUGAUCUUUUCAACCUAUGGCUAAUAUAUGUAAAGAAUAAUUGUAAUAAAGAGGAGAGUGCUAAAUAUGUGUACAAUGCAAUGACUAUUGUACAUAAUAUUCUAAACAGUGGGAAUAACAGUAGGAAAUGCGAAUUAUGGAAAAUUAAAGGUACCUAUAGAAAAGACAAAGAUAUAGUAUAUCUAAUUACUAACAGUCUUAUGUGCAAGGCGAAAAAGAAAGAAUUGGGAGAAAUACAUGGGAAAAAUUGGUGCAAGGAAAAAGAAGGAAGGUAUACUACAGUUGGGAAUGUACCAAUAAUUAUAAGGAAUAAUGUGGAAGGAGCAAGUUCUGAGGUGGGUGCGAGAAUGGAGAAAUCGGAAAAUUUGGAGGAGCAAAUUCAAAGGGAGUUGGAGGAAAUGAAGACGGAGGUAAGAAAAGUAGAGGAUAAGCAUCCACACUUGAAGGAGAAGGUAGAACAGAAGGUUAAGGUAAUUAAGAUGAAGAUGGAGAAGAAACGUAAUCUAGGGCACUCACCCGCAGCAUCAGGACAGAACAAUGUUGCAAAGUCAGCACCUGCACCAAAGGAAGGAGGUAAGUCUGUAACUGUGAAUUGUGAUAACAAAGAAGCUGAUGCUAAUGCAAAUAUUGAAGCAUGCUUCCAGGAACCUAGAAGUCCAUCUGAUACAGGUGAUGAAUUUGAAAAAAUUUCAGCACGUGGAACCUUUUCCAUUACAAAUAAAGCUGCAGAUACUACUAUGACUGAUGCAACUAUUUCUACUACUUCAGUUUCUACCCCUACACACGCUAAUAGUCAAACUCCAAUUACCGGAACAGACACCCAAACUCCUUCUGGACAUACUUCCGGCCCUGGUGCUCAGGCGGGGGCGGGUCCACAUCCAGCAAAGCAUGGACCAUCAACACAAACAUUACCCUCACCUAAGAGUUCUCCAGCAUCAUAUUUUUUCCUGGUCGGUAAAGGAAGAAAACGUCACAGAAGAGCUCAUCACGUAUCUGGUCCUCCAACUUUGGAUGAACCACUCCUUGAUCAUGUGGACGACCAGGAUGAUGGUUCACAUGAAUAUACCUUAGUAAAGGAACGAAGACAACCAAGAUCUGUUUCAACAAAAACAAAGAGGUCAAAAAAACAGGGCGUUGGUCGCCGUGUUGGUCAACGUACCAUUAUUGAUAUUCAUUUAGAAGUCUUAAACGAAUGUCAAAAAAAGGACCUGCAUUCGACGAAGGAAGACUUUUUUGAAAUUUUGGUUCUAGUGUUUAUGGGUUCUGAAUUUAUGAAAGAAGAUUUUGUUCCUAAGGAAGAUGUUCCAAGUUCAGAUUGCGGGUUUAGGGAGGAAGUUUUUGUUCCUGAGGAAAAGGUUCCAUGUUCAGAUUCCGGGUUUAGGGAGCAAUACAUUGUUCCGAUGGAAGAGUUUCCAAGUUCAAAUUCCGGGUUUAGGGAGGAAGACUUUGUUCCUAAGGAGGAAGUUCUUAAGGAAAGUGUUACUGCGGAACAGAUUCCAAGUUCAGAUUCCGGGUUUACUGUGGAAUACAUUCUUCCUAAGGAGCAGGCAAAAAUAUGGGACGAUAUAGGAGAAAUGUUCAAAGAAUUGGUGAACGACCUGAAUAAUUUCGACGAGCCCCCAGAAGUUGUAAGCGUAUGUGCUAAUGUGAAACCUAGGGACGGACAAAUGCUUGGUCAGGCCAAGAACGUAUGUAAGAUAUUAUUGAAAGUAGUAUACUGGAUGAAUGGAAUAGGUAAAUGGGCAAAAAAAAGGAAUGAUCCGCCAGAGGAGGAAGAAAUGAGGAAAUAUUUCAGGUGUAUAGUAGGAAAUGGUGCUAUGGUAGAAAUCCUUAGGAAGAAGUGCGAUGUGAGAGAUAUUAUGGAAAUUGUUGAAGGAACUAAAGAAGGAAUGGUAACUUCAUUUAAAAUGGAGGAUAUCCAUACGAAGUGCAAUUGGGUUGAAUUUAAAGAUAUGAAGUUCGGUGGGAAGUUUAUUGGGACAACAUUAGAAGAGUGGAUGGAAAAACAAAGGAAUUCAGCAACUGUAUUAAGUACAAGAAUAAGUUGGCGCUUGUGCAGUGCAGGAAAGAAGGAACAGAAAACAGUGAACGAGGGGACAGAGCAAAAUAAAAAGAUUAUUCAACUAUUAAAAGAAAAUAAGGCUGAAGAUUUACAGAAGACAGUUGAUCCUAAGAAAGGUUGGUCAAAGGAAGAAAUGGAAAGUAUUAUGCAAGGAAUAGCAGAUGGCAGUAUAACCAAGGAUGAAGAUUUAGAACAAAUAAUAAGGAACGCAGAAUCGUGCCCUAAAGAUAAAAAGAAAGCAGAUUGCAUAAGGGAGAAGAUUGAAGCAUUAAAGUCCUCUAAACAAUCACUAUCUCACACCUCCCCCACUGGAACAGGCCCCUCGUCAUUGGACAAUGAAAUGGACAACUUCUUUCAGAAAAAAUGGAAUGCAAAUAACGAGCAGGUGUAUAGUUUAUUUGAGGAAUUCAACAGGCCAUUAAAUGACGACGAUGAGAAGGAUGGUUUCACAUCUGUUUGCGACCAAAUCGUAGAAAAUGAGGGCGUCGACGGGAAUACCUUACCUAGUUGCUUCUGUAAAAUUCUUAUGAGGAAUUUAGGGAAAAUAACAAAGAAGGAUAGUACCUACACCCAUAAUGGAAUAACGAGGAGGGUGGACGCUAUGAAGCCGAAGGCUCCAUGUCAUCUAUUAAACUUAUGGCUAGUUCUAUAUGGGUCAAAGUAUAAUGUAACUGAGGAGAAUGUUAAAUAUGCAUUCAAAGCAAUAAAUAAUAUAAACGAGAACUUUGUCCAAAAUAAAUAUGAGAAUUGUAUAUAUACAGGGGAAUUUGCAGUGAACGAAAAGGAGGAUGGUACUACUUUCGGGAAUAUUAAUAAAUGGUUCAUGAAUGAGAGCAUUAAAAACAAAAUGUGGGAAAUAAGUGAAGGGAAUGCGUGCAAGAGAAAAGACGCGGAGGAUGACCAGAAUCGUAAGGUUCCAAAGGAAAAAAUGGAAGAAAUUAGUCACAGAUUGAAGGAUAAAGCUAAUGAAGUUACCCGAGAAAUGAGGAAAGUACAGGACAUACUUCUAAAACUAAAGAACGAGGAGUGUAAUAAUAAGAGCCAUAAAGAAAAAAUGGAAGAAAUAUUCCAAACACGCUGGAAAACAGGAAAAAAUGAAGUUAUGGACUUAUUCAGAAUAUUUUCUGAAGAAGUGAAGGAUGAUGGAAGUGGUGACAAUACAUGCAGCGUGAACUAUGCCAUCUGUGAUGGAUUCGUCGACGGAUAUGGCAUCUUCCAGGGGGAAGUGGACAAAAAUUUCUGCAAGGUUCUUAUAAGGAAUCUUAGUAUUGUAACUAUGGGCGACGAAGGAGAGAAAUGCUAUGGUCCACGAAUGAGCAAGUAUCCGGGGAAAGUUAGCAGUAGGGCUAAGUGUGAAAUUUUUAACCUAUGGUUAUCCUUUUACGGGGGGGAACACUGUAUGCGUUUAGCUGAUGUUAUUUAUGCUUUCAUCGCUAUGGAAGAAUUAGGGUCUUCCAUGUCACCGGAUGAAUAUUCUGAGUGUAUAUAUAAAAGACGCUUUAGAACCUUCGAAGGAUGUGAGGAUGAUGGUCUAUACAGUGUAUACAAGUGGCUUAUGAAUGAUGAAAUUAAGGGGAAAAUGGGAAAAAUAGAGAGAAAUUACUCAUGUUCCAAGGAAAAUUGGAGAACUGCAGACAUACAGAAAAGAAUGCAGGAACGGUUGCAGAAUAUGCAACAACAAAGACAAAGCACGUUGAAGAAUAUUGUACAGGAGGCAGACCAGGAGGAUGCAUCUAUUCAGGAAGUGAAGAAAAGAAUUGCAGAGGAGACUGUGAAGCCACCGUCCACCUCUGGACCAAAGAAGAAGAUACCCCUUAGGACGAAAGAAACAGUAACGAAGAAAUUCAAUGAAUUAAAGAAACAGUGGUAUAAGGAGAAGAAUAAAGAUGAAAUGAAACAGGAGGAUCGAGAUGCAUUAGAGAAGGAAAUUACCAGGAUAGUGAAUACUUUCCAUAAGGAAAUGGAUAAAUAUGAUGAGGGCGAGUGGACGAACGAGUGUAAUGUACCUUCUAAGGGCGCAGGACCGUGUGAGAAACAGAACACAGAGUGGUGUAAGUUCAUUUUAGGUAAUGCACGAAGAAUUGAGGAAAUGAAAAAGGAAGGUAAAAAUGAAACUGAGGCGGAUAGGAAGAUGAAAGAAUUUUUAAGGUGUGAAGUACUGAAGACAUGGGUACACUUCUAUACGAAGUUCAGUAAGGAAGGACUGAAAACUGUGGAGCAAGCUCAUAAAAAAAUGGAUGAACUGUGCGAAAAGAACGAUACAAUGGAAGAAUGUAGUAAAUGUAGAUAUGAUCUAUUCGGUGAUCUGAACGUAAAUGGAAAAAGUGUAUAUGGGCUAAUUAUAGAAGAAAUGAAGAAGCAGGGGAGUACGCUAGGAAAAAUGUACAAAGGAAUUGGGGACGAAUCAUGUAGUAAAGCAAGGAAGGAUAGCGAAGGGGCGCAGGAUGUUCAGGAAAUAGUAAACAAAAUUGAAAAGGAGAGUGAAAAAUUGUUGGGUGAAAGUAAGGCACCAGAGCUGAAAGUAGAGAAGUCUGAAGUUAAAAAAACGGACGCCCCUCAACCUGUACCAAAGAAAUCACAGGAGCAAGCAGAAUCUAAGAUUGGGAACAAACAGGAAGUGACAGAAUUACCUCCUAUGAAUGAACUAACUGAGGAAAUGCUUGAUAAAAUCCUUCCUUUGGAGGAUCACCCUUCAAAGCAUAAUUCCUCUGACGGUGAUAUUUACGAACGUGGAGGCACUUGGACUACCACAGGUAAAGCUGCAGACACGACUAUGGUUGAUGCUACCCCUAUUAACACUUUAGGUACACAUACAGGUUUGGGUCCUAAUGUAGGUGAAACGGGUACUGGUAAAACGGACGACCCAUCACCCCCUGAUCCUCCAGAGGAACUUCCGGGAAAAGAGGAACGAGUCCUUUAUAUUUAUGAAGAUAUUAAUGACUCGCGGGACGCAUUCGGUGGAGGUGUCCCAGCUGGUGGUCCAGCCGCUCCCCCCGCAGCAACUGAGACCCAAACAACACAACCUGCUCCUACUGAAGCACAACACCCUUCUGCAGAUGGUGUUCAACAACCUGCUCCUGGUGGAGGUGCUUCAGGAGGUGGUACAGCUAGUGCUCAUUCAGGGAACGCUGGCGGAGCCAACGCUUCCGUUCUUCCGAUUACUGACGAGAUGGUCAACCAUUUUGACCUCCUUAUCCCAUACCUUCCUACCAUUCCCGUCUUCAUUGGUGUUUCUGCUAUGACCUAUCUCCUUUGGAAGUACUUUGGUAAGCUUGGUAAGGGAAGAAAGCGUUAUCCAAGAGCUACUAAAAUCCGUGGUCCACAUCCCUUAGAACAGCAGAUUGUUGACCAUGCGGAUCAAGAUGUUCCAGAAGGAUAUACCUUAGUAAAGGAACGCAAACCUCGUUCUACUCCUAAAAAAAGGAGGAAGAAACGAGGUGCUCGUCGUCGUCGUAGUGCGCGUCGCCGCAUGAUUAUGGAUAUUCAUUUAGAAGUCUUAAACGAAUGUCAAAGAGAAGAUCUGCAUUCGACGAAGGAAGACUUUCUUGAAAUAUUGGUUCAAGAAUUUAUGGUAAAUGAGUUCAUAAAAGGAGAAAAUGUUUCUGAUGCUGAUGUUCCUAAGGAACGCGAUCCAUGUUCAGAUUCCGAGUUUAGGCUGGAAGAAUUUUUUCCUAAGGAAGUUGCCCCUAAGGAACGGGUUCCAUGUUCAGAUUCCGGGUUUAGGGAGGAAACACUUUGUCAGAUAUCCGGUUUAGAGAGGAAGACCUUGUUCCUAAGGAAGAUAUUCCUAAGGAACAGGUCCAAAGAUCAGAUGCCGGGUUUAGGGAGGAAAACUUUGUUCCUAAGGAACAGUUUCCACGCCCAGAUUCCGGGCUUCGGGAAGAAGACUCUUUUCCUAAUGAACGAACUCAAAUUUCAGAUUCCGGUUUUAGGGAAGAACACUCUUUUCCUAAGGAACACAUUCAAUGUUCAAGUUCCGGGUUUAGGCUUGAUGUUCUUAAGGAAUAUGUUCCUACAGAAGUUGUUCCUGAGGAACAGAAUCAAUGUUCAAGUUCCGGAAUUUGACGAAUUAAGGAAGAAAUGGUUGAAGGAAGAAGGGUUUAGUGAUAGUAGCAGGAAGGCGGGAGAGACACAACUAUACCUGAGAAUAAUGCAAUGGGUGAAUGCAUUUGUUCAAGAAAUGAAUGAGGACGAUAGUGAUGAAGUUACUGACGGAAUAUGCCAAACAAUGAAGGAGGAAAGGCAGAAGAUAAAUACGGACAACGAGAAAGAAGUGUGCACCUUCCUUGUUAAGAAUUUGCUAAAAAUAAGAGGAAAUGGAGUCAAAAAAUGUGGAAACGGAACUGCUAAUGAGCUAAUUGAGGAUUAUGUGUAUUGUACAAUAAUGAACUUAUGGGCAGCCACGUAUUUAUCUAAACAUUGCAAUAAGAAGGAGGUUAUACAUACUAUAUUUGAUGAAAUGAAGAGUACGAGCGCAGAACUUAAGGGGCAAGGUAAAUGUAAAGUAUGCGAAUAUAAAGAGUUGAAGCGUAUGAAAAUAGUGGAUGAUCAGCUCAAUCUGCUGCAAAAUAUUCUUGGACUUAUGAAUACGAAUCCGAACGUUAUGGACUUAAUAGGGGAAAAUCAAACACCGAAGGAUAAAUGUCAGGAGAAGGAUGAUCCUCUAAUCAAAUUAGGUCUCCAACAUAAUGGUGGUGCUAUGACUACAAGUGCAGAAAAAACAGAAAACGGUCAACAUCAAGCAGCAGAACAGCAUCCAAGUGCAGCAGCAACACCGCAACCAAAAAUAAUGACCACGCAACAGUUUAAGUUCAUGAGCCAAUUAUUGGAAAGAUGGAUAAGGGCAGGGAAAGUGGGAGAUUUGGACAACUUCGGGACAAAAAUAUGGGGAGAGUUGGAGGCACACUCCCGAGAUAUGAUGUAUAAUAUAGAGGUGGAUGGAGCGGAGGAUGAAGAAAUGUGUUCCAAGUUGGGGAAUAAGAAGGACAUGGAAUAUGAGUUAUGUAAAAUUCUAGCAAGAAUAUUUCUUUGGAUGGAUGGAUUAAAGAAAAAAUAUGAGGCCGGAAAGGUCGAAUGGGAAAAAAGUGAAGAGAAGGACAUAACACAGAAUGAAAAGGACCUACACUCUUAUUAUAGAUGUCUUAUAGGUAAAGUAACUAUGGUAAAAAUGUUAGGGAAGCAUUGUAAAUUAAAGGAAGUUGCUGCAUUCGUUCAUAGUAAGGUGCAGGAUAUAAGGAGAAGUGAGGGUCUUAACGGUGGGAAUCAAUUCUGUAAGGAUGUGGAUUUCGGAAGUUUAAAAUUGGGGAACAGGUUAAUGUGGGAUCCAAUUAAGAAGGGAAUAGAUGAUUUUCAUAUUCCAGACCCACAGGGUGUUGGGUUACCGAAAGUAGAAAAAGGAGAGAGCAAAUUGCACAAAAUAAGUGAGAAGGGACAAGAGAAGAGCAUUUGCCCAGCGGAAGGGGAAUUGGACUCAGCAAUCUUAGAACAAUUAGAAAUAAAAGUCACCACCGCAGGACAGGACAAUGAAGACCUGUCCCUAGAGGAAGAUAAUGAAACGGGGGGGAAUAAUGAGUUGGAGCAUGUAUUAAAUAAAGCGAAGGAGAAAGUGAAGGAAGGAGGGGUCGAUAAGGUUAUAGUAGAAUUAUUGAAGGAAAUAAAUAGAAUAUGGGACGAAAAAUUUCGGAAGGCUCAAGAGAGUCUAGCCAGGAACGACCUUACUGCAACAGGCCAGAGUGAUAAUCUUCCAAAAAUACAACAACCAGAAGAAUCUGCCGGAUCAUCGAAACAAGGGAUCCAACCGGACAAGGGAUGCAACUGGACAAGGGAUCCCCUGGACAAGGGGUCCAAGAGGACAAGGGGUUCAACCGGAGAAGGGGAGGAAGGAAACCGGACAAGAGUGGAAGGAAACCGGACAAGGGGUAAAACAGGACAAGGGGCAACCGGGCAGGCGGAGAAGGAAGCUCACAAGGGGGGAAAGAUCCGGACAGGGGUGAUGAAAUGGACAAACAGUGAACUGGACAAGGGGGUGAACCAGGCAAGGGGAAACCCUCUAAGUAAGGAAUGUAAGGAUGUGGAUGACUUAUGUCAAAGAGCAAAUUGUGUAGCACAUAAUUGGUUUAAUGACAGAAUAACGUCAGGCGGAGAGAGGCGGGACUGGUGUACUUUCUGGAAUAGUGACGUCAAGAAUAAAUUGAAUGAUCUGUCUACGGCUAUGACCCAUCCAGAUACAGGAGACGGAGAUAUAUGCAAAAACAUAGUGCAGGGGAAAGCAGAUGGUACAUCAAAUAAGGAAGCAAACAGAAAAGCUUGUGAAUACAUUGUUAAAGGUUUAAAGCACAUAUAUAAGAUUAAGGAAUCUGGGGGGUGGACGAAAAAAGAGGAUGACAUAAAAAAGAAGAACACCCAACAAUUUGGUCGAACUAUGGCAUGCAUUGCAUUGAAUAUAUAUGCAGAUAAACUGCAGGAGCAGGCUAAGGAUAACAAAUGUGACGUACAGAAAGGCAUAAGUCAUGCCUUCAGUGAAAGUGCAAAAAUUAAGGUGAACACACCUCCAUGUAGCACUGAGGGUAAUGAUUGUUUUGAAUGUAAAAGGGAAGCUAAGUUUAGCAAUUGCACACUAGACGUGGAGGAAGAACUGUUUGAUAAAGAUAAAAGUGAGAAGUGUGGAAUGGGCGAAGAAAGUAACAGAACCCAGAUAGGAACCAAAGUGGAAAAAAUGCUUAAGGCGGAUACCAAAAAUAAGAACGGAAGAGGAAACCGGACAAAGGGGAAAUGGACAAGGUGGAAGGAACCGGACAAGGGGAAGGAUCCGAACAAGGGGAAGGAUCCGAACAACCAGGGUCCAACCGGACAAGGGGGAACUCAACAAGGAGAAUUCUGGGGGGUAUACUGGACAAGGGAAAGGAAUCCGGACAAGGGAGGAAGGAACCCGAAAUGGGGUGAACCGAACAAGGGGGGAAGGAAAGACCGGAGAAGGGGGAGACUGGAAAACGUGGAGACUGGAAAAAGCAGAGAUUGCACCAAGGAUUGUAAAACCUUAUGUGAUCGUGUGCAGUGCAUAGCACAUAAUUGGUUUGAAGACAGAAUAGAUAACAAAGAGGAAAAGAAGACCUGGUGUACAUUUUGGAAUCCGGAUGCCAGAAGUAGACUGAAUGAACUAUCUGGAGGAAUAAUAAAGGAGCGCGGAAACAUGAAUUCACUGUGCCAAACCGCUGAUGGAAAGAACACUACAUGGGGUGAAACAGAAAAAGAGGCCUGCACGCUUAUUACUGCAGGUUUAAAGUACAUUUAUCAACUUCAAGAGAAUACGAAAGUGCCAAACAAGAAGAAAGCAAGGAAUAAUAGACUAACAGAGCAAACCAUGGGUUGUCUAUUCCUAAACGCCUAUGCAGACAAAUUAAUACAGGAACUUAAACGCCCCUGUUAUAUUACAGAAAAAGAAAUAAAGGAUAUGUUUGAAAAAGGGAAUAAGCAGAUUGAUAAAUGGUGUACGGAAGGAAGAGGUAACUGUGUUAAGUGUGAUAGGGAUGCAACUUAUGGAAAGUGUAAAUUGGAUGUGGAGGAUGACCUACAGAAACCAGAUAGUAAUUGCUAUAAGGACAAUGAUACUAUAGAAAAAAAAGUGCAGGAAGUGUUCACGGAGGGGGAAAAAGACAAAAAAAAUAGACCGGACAUAAAGAAAGCUCUGGAUGCUCUAACUACUAUAAAUGAUAUAAAUAAGAACUUAUGUGGUCGUCUAAAGUGUGUAACAACGAAAUGGUUCCCCAGUAGGGAUCGUGAUAUAAACGAUCCGGAUCAGUGGACUGGGAGGGGUGGAUAUUGGGGCGAUUUCGAGAACAGAUUGAAGGAACUGUCUCAAGCUAUGACCAAUGGGAGCACAGCGGACGACCAUGAUCUAUGCAAAGACAUUGGGCAAGGAGGAAAGAAGGAUACACAGCAUGAAGAAGCAAAUAGAAAAGCUUGUGAAUAUAUUGUGAAAGGGUUAAAACAUAUAUAUAAAAUUCCAAAGGGGAAACCCCAGCUUCCGCAGAAUGCUGAAGAUAACCAAAUAUUCGAGCUAACUAUGUCUUGUGUCUUAUUAAAUGCAUACGCAGAUAAAAUAAAGGAUAAGUGUAAAGAAGCAGAGUCGGGCAUACAACAUGCCUUUAAGAAGAAUGCAGAUAUUAAGAAAGAAACUCCAUGCCAAAGUGAUCUUAAUUGUUUUGAAUGUAUAAGACAACCCAAAUUCGAUUGUGAAGUAGGCGACGACAAAAAUAAAAGUAAAGUGAAGGAAAAAUUGGAAGGGCUCUUCAAGCAGACGAAUGGCAAAAAAACAGAGGAAAUGGAGAAAGUUCUGACUGCUAUUGAUAAUAUAUGUCCCGAGGUUACCAAACCUGAAGGGACGGAUGCUGGAGUGGCCAGGAUUGCAGAACCCCCCGCACAUAUACCAGCAGCUCCACAGGGGGGCAAUCAAGCUACAGAUACAGGAAAAACGGAAAGUGCAAGAAGUGAUGGUAAGAGUACGGAUUCCUAUGAGGAUGUUCCCGAUUAUAUUCUUAAUGGUGAUGCGGACGGCGCUACAAUUAGUAGUAUGGGCGAUCCCAAUGAUGAUCUGGAUCCUAAAUACCUGAACGGUAAAUGGUCUGUAACAGAUAAAGGUGCAAACACCACUGUUCUUAAUGCUGCCCCUACUGUUAUUUCAGGUCCAGGUCCUUCAGCUACUACUCCUGCAGAUUCCCAAACUCCAAGCACAGGAACAGACACCCAAACUCCUUCAGGUUCCGCUGCCGGUACCAGUACUAAUUCAACUUCUGCAGGUUCUUCGGGGCCCGGCAGUACUGGAACAUGGAAUCCAGGUCCUUCCGGUUCCGGUAGUUCUACUGUUAAUCAAAACACUGGUAGUCCAAGAACAGGUUCUACUGGUCCCCCUGGUGUAGGUGAUCAAGGUAUUCCAGAUGCUAUUCCUGGUGGUAUCCCAGUAGUACCAGGUGCAGGGGUUCCCGGAGGUGUUAGUCCUUCCCCUGGUCCUGUUCCUGGUCAUGAGCAAGGACAGAGUCCUAGUCCGGGUACGAGCUUAGGAGGAAGUGGUACUAUUCAGAGUCCAAGAACAUCAGGAGUUGGGUCAAGAGGUAAAACUGCUCAAAAAACACCGGAGGCUGUCCCAGUUGUUAACAGAAUAGAUCCUUCCGACCUCCUUACCCCAUACCUUCCUACAAUUCCCGUUCUAAUUGGUACUUCUGUCAUAAGUUAUCUCCUUUGGAAGUAUUUUGCCUUGCCUGGUAAAAGAAGACGUUACAGAAGAGCUCAUGGAGUACGUGGUCCUCCUUCCUUACAAGAAAAAUCCCUUGAACAUAUGAAGCAGGAUGGUCCACAUGAAUAUACCUUAGUAAAAGAACGCAGACAAACAAGAUCUGCACCCAAAGAAGGAAGAACGAAGAGCCCCCAAAAAACUGCUGCUCGUCGUCGUGGUGUCGGUCGCCGCACCAUUAUUGAUAUUCAUUUAGAAGUCUUAAACGAAUGUCAAAGGGAAAACCUGCAUUCGACGAAGGAAGACUUCUUUGAAAUUUUGAUUCAAGAAUUUAUGGGAAGCAAUUUUUUUGAGGAUGAAAAUGUUCCUAAGGGAGAUGUUCCUAUGUUUGAUGUUUCUAAGGAACGGGUUGCAAGUUCAGAUUCCGGGUUUAGGGAAGAAGACAUUGUUCCUAAGGAAGGUGUUCCAAAAGAAGUGGUUCCAAGUUGA